AUGAUCACACUCUUCCCCGCCACUGCGCACCUGCCGGAAUAUAUUGACAAAUCUGCAGAAUAUAAAGGCAAACACCUCCUUUCUGCUCUGGGCACACCUUCAGGUAAGAAGGAUACCACCAAAUCGCUGGUCGAUCUCAUCCUUUUGCUUCCCAACUUUGAGCUACAGAAGAGAAUUCUUAACGAGUUGUCUAUAUCUCAGUUAAUUGCCUUCCUGGUGGGAUUGGUGAAAGACCCCGAAAAUACGCAUGAGUUCCGGGAUUUGCAUACUUUGAGCGAAAAUGGAGACAGGCUCUAUAAAACAAUUGUGCAACUUCUCAACACUUUCCCAUGCAUUAAGUUAGUGGAUGAACUGGUACCAUGCCGAGAUGAUUCUUUUACUGAUAGUCUCCAGGAGGUGGCCGAGGCGAAGUUGAAUGACCAUCAAAACGGACAUUCUGAUCCUGUUGAAAAAGCCACAACUGAACUCUUUCCUGCAAAUAAUCCUACAGAUUCCGCUCAUUUCGACGCCAUAAAGACUGCUUUUGCUGGUACUGCUGCUGCCUCUUCUUCUUCUUCUUCCUCUGGUGCUGACGGCUUGUACGUGGAUGAUCCAUUUGAUGAUGACGACGAUGAACUUCAGAAUGCAGCCUCAUGCAAAUACCAACUUUCAGUCCUAUCCUCUGAGUAUCAUUGGCUUCUUGAAUAUCUUAUGAAUGGUUCCGACCGGGGCAUAAUGUUGCCAUUGGUCGAGAUUAAAACACGCCACUUAAACAAAAUUGGUGAACUUAUAAAAAGAUUCACAAGUGCUGUUAAAAUAAACAAUAGACGCCUCACUAUGCUUGGCUCUUCUGAUAGUGUGCUCCGAAAGUUGCGCGUCGUGACAUUGUCGAACUACGAGAAUCUUGAUACCAUUCAAAAAUGCGAUUGUUGCCAGAAAUUGAUUAUCUAUGGUAAUGAGAUAGAUAUGAGUGCCGUAUCUACUCUUGUGAGAAAGAUCCCUUCAUUGAAGCGUAUUUACUACAAAGGAUGUGUAGGACGAAAGGACAAACCGCUAGUGAAAUUGGACAAUGGAACCAAUCUGUUCGACUUAAUCAUGCUUGAGGGUGUUGAUUACGAGCUACUUGAAACAUAUGGACUCCAGAACUUUCGAGGUUUGAGCAUACAUAUAUUGGAUGAUACAGAAUCCAACUCAAAUCUUACCGAAGACACUACUAAAAAUAAGAACUCUUACCCUAAUCUUGAUUACUUGCUUCACAAUCUACCUAAUCUUGAGACGUUCGACCUCAAUUGCCUUUUCGAUGAUCACUUUAUUGAUGCGGCCCUUCACGUGGGCAGCCAGACAAAGAAUAAAAAGUUGAGAAAUCUUACAUUGAGCCGAUGCAAGUUCAGCGACUCUUCUGAUUUCAAGGGGUUUGAAAGUCUUGAAUAUUUAAAAUUGAUCGAUUGUUCUCUAAGCUCAGGUCUUUUAAGCACCUUAAACAGUUGCAACACACUUUACCAAAUUGCAUUAGUUAACUGCGAGAUUGAGUGGGAUUGUGUGCUCCGACUUCCUUGCAAUUUACGAAAACUAACGUUACGGAACAACGAUGUUGAAAAAUGCAAGAACUUACUCUUUAUUUCUUAUUCUCUUCCGACCACAAUAUUUGAUGCGGGUGCUGAUAUGGACAGGCUAAUAACUUUGGAUCUUAACUCUGAGAAGCAAUACUUUAGAGUCGAGUCAUCCAAUAUAUUAGCUGUAUAUAAGCCCGUCAGGGAUGUUCAUGUCCAUUUUCCCGAGAACAUGUCUCAUCUCAGCCUUGCCAAUUAUCCAAACUUUGAGUCGAUAGAUUUAUCCGGUGUUUCUCCUGACGAAUUCAAAUUAUUGAAAGUCGUUGAUGUCAAUGUCUAUGCAUAUGGAAAUGCUUGGCACAAACCAAUCCACUUACCUCUGGAGAAUAGCAUCAAUUAUAAAAUGAAAUACGUGAAUGUCAACCGGAUUGGUAAAGAGCCACCUAAAUUGAAGGGCUUUCUUAAGAUCAGUUCAGAAGAGUUGUUUUUUGAGAGCGCAGAGAACGACAGUGAUAUCUGCAUGUCAUCUUCUUCCGAUGGCGAGAGAUCUGAGACGAAUAGUAGAAGAAGAGGACGUGGACGGAGAGGGAAGAAAUCUCGUGCUAGGGGACGGAAGCCUGGACGUAGAUCCAGUAAGGUGAACGAGAUGGUCAGCGAAGCAGAUGUUUCAGUUUCUGACGGUAAAUAUGUCGACAGAAAUAGUGAGGACUUGAGCGUUUUUCAAAGUGGAUAUCAAGGAAGGAGGUUACCUUUUCCAGUUGCAAAGCACACUGCUCCUCCUAUGGCUAGUCCAGACGAUCCCACGAAACCCUAUCAAUGCAGAUUUUGCAAGCGCUCCUUUGACAGAAGAGAGAAUUUCAGAAGACACUCAUUGAUUCAUACAGACUAUCGGCCAUAUGUUUGCCCCAAGUGCAAAAAAGGAUUCAAAAGAUCGGAUAAUCUGCGGUCUCACAUGCGUGUGUGCCAUGCUGGCAUCACCUUAAGCAAGGAAGAGCCCAAGAGAAGUGGUCCGAAGUUGGAGAAUUCAGUUACCAAGAAGCUGAGAAUGAAACGAGGAUACGGGAGCUUUAGAUUCGAGCCCACCAAAUUGCUUUCUGCUACUCUUACACCGAAUCCUGCGUUCAGCAAGCAACCAUUGGCUACACCACCACCUAGUAACAGUGGAAAUAUUUCUAUGUCUCGGGCUGCAACUCCACCUACUAAGUUGAAGAUGUUCUCUUUUGUUCCUGUAGUGGAGAAGCUCAAUAUGGCUUCUUCUGUUCCUCCUGUUGUUACCGCUGCUCCACUUUCUCCUAUUCCUCCACCUUCUAUUGAACCUACAGCCGAUACAACAACACCCACAGUUUCGACAGUUUCUACGGCUUCUGCGGUUUCUACUGCAUCUACCAAUAAUGCAGAUACUCCUAAGGUCGUAGGUCCUGCAUUGCUUGGUAUCGACAAACAGGAGCUAUCGGCAUCUACUUUACCACAGCUUCUCCCAACAUCUCCUAGGAAGCCUCCUGACCAUCCUCAAAAUGUUCUCGUUUUCCGAAUGGAGAAACCACAAGAGACUCUGGCGAGACAAAGAAGAGAGGUUGAAAGAAAGGAGAGACUUAGAAGCCACCCGAACGAACCGGAAUCAAUUGGGCCCUCUACAGAACAGAUGGAGAAUCGAAGAGGCGUCAUCAGGCAGAGGGUUAAUGUAGCAUUUACAAGAUGUGCCCUAACUGAUGAAGGACAUUUUGUGUGUUAUAAAUGUGGAAAGAAUUUCGCCAAGAGAGGCAACAUUAAAAGGCAUUUAAUAUUACAUUUGGAUGUUGAUCUGUACGAUUGCAUUUGUGGAAGAACAUUUCAAAGGUCAGACAACUAUAAGACUCAUUUUGCUAAAUGCAAGCGGAGAAAAGAGAUGGGACUGCCUAUGUCACUUGAUGCCGAAGAUAUGCAGGUUGUUCGCAGACGGCGUCGCAGAGAUACAUCCGGUACUCCUGAAAAUGGUACUGGAAAUAGCUCUGAUUUUGAGGACGAUAUAAACACUGCAAAUGCCAGCGAGGACAACGACUCGACUGCUGCUACGGCCGUGAGCUAUGCUCGAUGUAUGGGCAUCAUGCCUAAUAGUAACAUAAAGAUAGAGGCAUCUUCUUCUUUGUCCAGUCCUUUGAUGAGUGGUGACAGCAGUCCAAACAUCAGUUCAAUCAACAAAACGCUUCUGAAUAGUGCUCCUCAAAUCGCGCUUGUUCCUACUGCACCGGCCCCUUUGAGCUUACCUUAUCCUUGGAGAUCUGAUACUGUUAGUAGCGUUACAUCUACCCCUCCUGUCACGUCUUCAGUGGUACCACAAUCCUCAUCCUCAUCCUCUCCUUCUUGUUUACCAAAUAUUGUUGGUGCGGUCAUUUCUCCUUCCACUGUUGCCUCUGCUACUGCAAUUGCUCAAACUGCCAUCACCGCGAACAGUGUUCAAGCUUCUGCCAAUCUUCCUCCUAUAAAAAAGUCUUCAGUUGUCAAGCCUGAUUCCAAAUCCGUUGUACUUCCACCUGUCGUUGAUUCCGAUCUACGCGUAUCUAAACAACCACAAGUAGAACCAGCUGAUCAGAAAGUGAAGGCACCGCAAGUAUAUGGUCCAGACGAAGUACUACCGGCUGAACAGCUUGAUGCACUCCCGGAUGUUAAUACUACAAUUUCCAAAGACGCCUGA
This is a messenger RNA of Brettanomyces nanus, 4200 nucleotides long. RefSeq lists its product as uncharacterized. NCBI's taxonomy places the organism in Eukaryota, Fungi, Ascomycota, Pichiomycetes, Pichiales, Pichiaceae. The record is from RefSeq and is a predicted model, not a curated record. Gene Ontology annotation, biological process: regulation of transcription by RNA polymerase II. Gene Ontology annotation, cellular component: nucleus. Gene Ontology annotation, molecular function: DNA-binding transcription factor activity, RNA polymerase II-specific; RNA polymerase II transcription regulatory region sequence-specific DNA binding. The coding region runs from base 1 to 4200 and encodes 1399 amino acids. The transcript has a single exon.